This is a messenger RNA of Propithecus coquereli (Coquerel's sifaka), 1650 nucleotides long. It is a transcript of the gene ZC3H12D, whose product is annotated as zinc finger CCCH-type containing 12D. The transcript is spliced from 5 exons. The record is from RefSeq and is a predicted model, not a curated record. Gene Ontology annotation, cellular component: cytoplasmic ribonucleoprotein granule; nucleus. Bases 61 to 1650 code for a protein of 529 amino acids. Gene Ontology annotation, molecular function: RNA endonuclease activity; mRNA binding; metal ion binding. Gene Ontology annotation, biological process: 3'-UTR-mediated mRNA destabilization; nuclear-transcribed mRNA catabolic process, RNase MRP-dependent. Lineage: Eukaryota; Metazoa; Chordata; Mammalia; Primates; Indriidae.
CCGUGGCGCUCGCCCUGCACGGAGCCGGGGGCAGGACCCUCGCCGGCCGGCGGGCCCAGCAUGGAGCGGCCGAGCAAGAUGGACUUCUUCCAGAAGCUGGGCUACGGCCGCGAGGACGUGCUCAGGGUGCUGGGCAAGCUGGGCGAGGGCGCCCUGGUCAACGACGUGCUGCAGGAGCUGAUCCGCACCGGCAGCCGCCCCGGGGCCCCGCAGGCCCAGGCCGCGCCCCAGCUCGUGCCCCGCGGCUCCUGCGGGCUCCGGGACUCGGCCGGGCGCGGCCUGGGGGCAGCCCCCGAAGAGGACUGCGGAGGCCCCGCCAGCUCCCUGCGACCCAUAGUGAUUGAUGGCAGCAACGUGGCGAUGAGCCAUGGAAAUAAAGAAAUCUUCUCUUGCCGGGGGAUCCAGCUGGCUGUGGACUGGUUCAGGGACAGAGGACACACCUACAUCAAGGUUUUUGUCCCAUCCUGGAGGAAAGAACCACCAAGAGCUGAUAGCCCUAUUCGAGAGCAGCACGUGCUGGAGCAGCUGGAGCGGCAGGCGGUGCUCGUGUACACCCCGUCCCGCAAGGUGCACGGCAAGCGGCUGGUCUGCUACGACGACCGCUACAUUGUGAAGGUGGCCUACGAGCAGGACGGCGUCAUCGUCUCCAACGACAACUACCGGGACCUGCAGAGCGAGAACCCCGAGUGGAAGUGGUUCAUCGAGCAGAGGCUGCUCAUGUUCUCCUUCGUCAACGACCGGUUCAUGCCUCCCGAUGACCCCCUGGGCCGACACGGACCCACCCUGAGCAAUUUCCUGAGCCGGAAGCCAAAGCCUCCAGAGCCAUCUUGGCAGCACUGCCCCUAUGGCAAGAAGUGCACCUACGGCAUCAAGUGCAAGUUCUACCACCCAGAGAGGCCGCACCACACGCAGCUGGCAGUGGCCGACGAGCUCCGCGCCCAAACACGGGCCCGGCCGGGCGCCGAGGAGCAGCGGCCACCACCGAGCACCCGGGGCGGCCCCGCGGGAGCCCGGUCGGCCCCCCGGGAGCCAGGUGUACGCAGCCUCCCGCCCGCGCCGCAGCCGGCGGACCUGGCCGCCCUGCGAGGGAGCUUCUCCCGGCUGGCCUUCAGUGACGACCCGGGGUCCCUCGGGCCGCGCCCUCCCGGCCCCGCCUGCGGCCUGGCGCCCGGGCUGCGCGGGCCCGACUGGGUGUCCACCGGCGGACCGGCGCCCCUGCCUUCGCCAUCGCCGCGGGCGGGCAGCGCUGCCACCUCUGGCCCGCCCGGCCUCCCGCCCCUACCCGGGCCGCAGCUCCAGCCGCGGGGCGGUCACCGGCCCAGGGACCUGCACGGCGACCUGCUUCUCCAGCACAGGCCGCCCGACGACCCGUGGGCCCAUCCCCGGGGCUCCGACCGCUUUCCGAGCCGCUCGGCCUGGGUGGAGCCGGCCUGGGGCGACGGCGCCUUUGGGAGACCUUCGGGGUACGCAGCCGCGGACGGCGAGGGGGACGCGCGCGCCCGGGCGCGAACUGCGCUCUGCAGCGUCUUUCCGCCGGAGCAGGUGGACCGCGUGAUGGCCGAGUCCCCCGACCUCUCCGACCUCGCCCGGCUCAUCCUCCUCCUCGUGCAGAGAUGCCCAAGGGCCGGGGCGCCGCUGGGGAACCCCUAA